This is a messenger RNA of Striga hermonthica, 1758 nucleotides long. NCBI's taxonomy places the organism in Eukaryota, Viridiplantae, Streptophyta, Magnoliopsida, Lamiales, Orobanchaceae. The record is from the annotation of a GenBank genome assembly.
AUGUCGGUGUCAGACGAGCCACUGUACCCGAUAGCAAUAUUGAUAGACGAGUUAAAGAACGAUGAUAUUCAACUACGACUGAAUUCCAUACGUAGAUUAUCCACCAUAGCACGCGCACUGGGGGAGGAGAGGACUCGAAAGGAGUUAAUACCCUUUUUGAGCGAAAACAAUGAUGAUGAUGAUGAAGUGCUUCUUGCUAUGGCCGAGGAGUUGGGAGUGUUCAUUCCUUAUGUUGGAGGAGUCGACUAUGCGGAUGUUUUGCUUCCUCCUCUCGAGACCCUUUGCACUGUGGAGGAGACGUGUGUGAGGGAAAAAGCCGUGGAGUCCUUGUGCAGGAUCGGGUCACAGAUGAAGGAAAAUGAUCUUACUGACUGGUUUAUUCCUCUCGUGAAGAGACUUGCAGCUGGCGAGUGGUUUACUGCUAGAGUCUCAGCUUGUGGGUUAUUUCAUAUUGCUUACUCAAGUGCUCCAGAUACUUUGAAGACAGAAUUAAGGUCAAUAUACAAUCAGUUGUGUCAAGAUGAUAUGCCCAUGGUAAGAAGGGCUGCAGCAACAAACUUAGGGAAAUUUGCUGCCACUGUUGAAGCUGCACAUCUCAAAACUGAAAUCAUGUCUAUGUUUGAGGAACUUACCCAUGAUGAUCAGGAUUCUGUUCGAUUGCUUGCUGUUGAGGGUUGUGCCACUCUUGGAAAGUUAUUGGAACCUCAAAAUUGCGUUUCUCAUAUUCUCCCUGUGAUUGUAAAUUUCUCACAGGACAAAUCUUGGCGUGUCCGGUACAUGGUUGCCAAUCAGUUGUACGAGCUUUGUGAGGCAGUGGGACCUGAACCUACCAGGACGGAGUUAGUUCCUGCUUAUGUUCGAUUGCUUCGAGACAACGAAGCAGAAGUGCGGAUAGCCGCUGCUGGAAAAGUUACAAAAUUUUGCCGGAUUCUUAAUCCCGAACUUGCUAUCCAGCAUAUUCUUCCCUGUGUGAAAGAAUUGUCAUCUGAUUCUUCUCAGCACGUGAGGUCUGCUUUGGCUUCUGUCAUUAUGGGAAUGGCUCCUGUUUUGGGGAAGGAUUCAACAAUCGAACAACUUCUACCUAUAUUCCUUUCCCUUUUGAAAGAUGAAUUUCCCGAUGUUCGUCUCAACAUAAUUAGCAAGCUAGAUCAAGUUAAUCAGGUGAUUGGUAUUGAUUUACUUUCCCAAUCUUUAUUACCGGCUAUUGUUGAACUAGCAGAGGAUAGGCACUGGAGGGUUCGGCUUGCCAUCAUAGAAUAUAUACCAUUAUUGGCCAGUCAGCUUGGUGUUGGAUUUUUCGAUGAUAAGCUAGGCGCCCUUUGCAUGCAGUGGCUACAGGACAAGGUGUACUCAAUUCGAGAUGCUGCAGCUAAUAAUUUGAAACGUCUGGCUGAAGAAUUUGGCCCAGAGUGGGCAAUGCAGCAUAUAGUUCCUCAGGUUUUGGAUAUGGUAAACAAUCCGCAUUAUUUGUACCGAAUGACUGUCCUUCGUGCAAUUUCCUUGCUUGCCCCUGUCAUGGGUUCCGAGAUAACUUGUUCUAAGUUACUGCCCGUCAUUGUUACUGCAUCGAAGGAUAGGGUGCCCAACAUUAAGUUUAAUGUGGCGAAGGUACUACAGUCCAUGAUCCCGAUUGUUGACCAAUCCGUGGUGGAGAAAACUAUACGGCCGAGCUUGGUGGAGCUCGGGGAGGACCCAGAUGUGGAUGUUCGGUUUUUCGCCAACCAAGCUCUUCACUCAAUCGAUAUCAUGUCAAGCUAA